GAUGAACUGACAUUUUUUAAGACAUUAGUAAAAAAGUGUAUGUUCGUUUGUAUUGAACAAGAGCCAUAAUACUCGUUUGCUUAAAAAAAGAUUAUUCAAGAACUCAAAGAAAUGUUUUCAGCUCCAACGUUUGCUCUUUUGGUACUUCUUCUGGCUUGUGUGGUAUCCAUGAUUUUGGCAGUACCUGUCGCUGACCCUCAAUUUGGAGGAGGAUUUGGGCAUCAAGGUGGUGGAUACGGACACCAUGGUGGAUAUGGCCACGGUGGAUACGGACACCAUGGAGGAUAUGGCCAUGGCGGAUACGGACAUCAAGGUGGAUACGGACAUCAUGGAGGCCAUGGAGGCUUCGGCCAUUUUGGAUAAUUUUAAGACUAGAUUAGAAGACUAUACAUACAAAGAUUUUUUUAGAGCUAAAAGAUAAGAUUUUUUAAGAUAGGAUUUUUAGAUAAUUUAUUGUUUUGUAAUAUGAUUCGUUUUAUUUUUAAUAAAACAAAAUGUAAAAGAU
Molecule: messenger RNA, 505 nt
Organism: Sitophilus oryzae (rice weevil)
Lineage: Eukaryota; Metazoa; Arthropoda; Insecta; Coleoptera; Curculionidae
Product: glycine-rich cell wall structural protein-like
Exons: 3
Coding region: 112-363 (83 amino acids)
Source: RefSeq, a predicted model, not a curated record